AUGUUACAUUGGUUCUGGUUUGAUUUUGAUAGUGCUGCCCCACCGGUACAAGCCUGGAGAAGGAGAUUAAACAGCCAUGCCAAUAUUCUCAAGGAAUUCACCGUUACUUUUAAGGAAGCAAUACAGAUGGUUAGAUUGGGUAUACGGCUAUGGUCUUAUGUCAGAGAGGAAGCAUCUCAUGGAAGGAAAGCACCUAUAGAUCCCUUCACCAGAGAAAGUUGCAAGCCAUCAGCAUCUCAGGGUGUUCCACUAGGAGGAAUGGGAAGUGGAAGCAUAUCCAGAGGUUUUAGAGGCGAGUUCAGGCAGUGGCAAAUUGUACCUGGUAUAUGUGAAUCUUCACCAGUCAUGGCCAAUCAGUUCUCUGUAAAUCUCUACCUUUCUCAACCUACCAUCUAUUUGCUUCAUGCUUUAAUUUUUAUAUCACGAGAUGGAGGGAACAAAAAUUAUGCUUCAGUUUUGGCUCCUGGCCAACAUGAAGGGAUAGGGAAAGCUGGUGAUCAGGGCAUAUCAUCGUGGGGUUGGAACUUGAGUGGCCAGCAUUCCACUUACCAUGCUCUAUUUCCUAGAGCAUGGACAAUAUAUGAUGUUGGUGAACACUGGGAAGGAAAGAGCCAAAGUCAGCCUUUCCUUUACAUGGGCGAGGGGACGAUGGAGUCUCUGGCGACUGCAAAGAGCAGCCCUCCUGUUACAUUUGCAAUUGCGGCGUGUGAAACUCAGAAUGUAAGUGUCACUGUUCUGCCGAACUUUGGGCUGUCUGAAGGAAGUUGUAUCACGGCAAAGGACAUGUGGGGUAAAAUGGUGCAGGAUGGGCAUUUUGAUCGGGAGAACUUUAACUGUGGACCAAGCAUGCCUUCAUCACCUGGAGAGACACUUUGUGCUGCAGUUUCAGCUUCUGCCUGGGUGGAACCUCAUGGAAAGUGCACCGUUGCAUUUGCUCUUGCUUGGUCAUCUCCAAAAAUAAAGUUUUUGAAGGGAAGCUCAUACCAUCGGAGGUACACAAAAUUUUAUGGCACUUCGGAAAGGGCAGCUCAGAAUUUGGUGCAUGAUGCACUGACAAAUUACAAGCGGUGGGAGGAAGAGAUUGAGAAAUGGCAAAAUCCUAUCCUCAAUGAUGAAAAGCUACCAGAAUGGUACAAGUUCACAUUGUUUAAUGAGCUCUACUUUUUGGUUGCUGGUGGAACAGUUUGGAUUGGUGCAGAUAAGAGAAAUGGCCAUCAUCGGUCGAUAGAAGUAGACACCACAGGGAUCAAAGUAACUGAAGCCCAAGUAAACUGCAAUGGAGCAUAUCUUGAUCCUCACAGCGAUGAUGUUGGUAGGUUUUUGUACUUGGAAGGAGUAGAAUAUAUCAUGUGGUGCACAUAUGAUGUGCAUUUCUAUGCAUCCUUUGCCCUUCUUGCAUUGUUUCCCAAAAUUGAACUCAAUAUUCAACGUGACUUUGCCAAAGCUGUGUUAUCUGAGGAUGGAAGAAAAGUAAGGUUUCUGGCAGAUGGUCAUCCUGGAAUUCGCAAGGUUAGAGGAGCUGUCCCUCAUGAUCUUGGGACACAUGAUCCGUGGAAUGAAAUGAAUGCGUAUAAUAUACAUGACACAAGCAAGUGGAAGGAUCUGAAUCCUAAGUUUGUGCUUCAGGUGUAUAGAGAUUUUGCUGCAACAGGGGAUAUGUCGUUUGGAGUUGAUGUCUGGCCUGCAGUACGCACUGCCAUGGAAUACAUGGAACAAUUUGAUAGGGAUGAUGAUGGUCUGGUUGAAAAUGAUGGAUUCCCAGAUCAAACAUAUGAUGCAUGGACGGUUCAUGGUGUAAGUGCUUACUGUGGCUGCUUAUGGCUUGCUGCCCUUCAAGCUGCUGCUGCAAUGGCCCUUCAACUAGGCGACAAGUAUUUUGCUGAAUUAUGCAAAAGCAAAUUUGCAAAGGCAAAAUUGGCAUUUGAAUCAAAACUAUGGAAUGGUUCAUAUUUCAACUAUGACAGUGGCUCAAGUAGUAACAGUAAAUCUAUACAAGCUGAUCAACUGGCAGGGCAGUGGUAUAUGGCAUCUUCAGGUUUGCCGCCACUUUUUGAUGAUGUUAAAAUCAGAAGUGCUCUUAACAAAAUAUAUGAUUUCAAUGUAAUGAAAGUUCGAGGAGGUAAAAUGGGUGCUGUAAAUGGGAUGCAUCCAAAUGGAAGGGUGGAUGAAACUUGUAUGCAGUCUCGUGAAAUAUGGACUGGUGUCACCUAUGCUGUGGCAGCUAACAUGAUUCUCUCCGGAAUGGAAGACAAGGCAUUCACUACUGCUGAAGGCAUUUUCACUGCAGGCUGGUCGGAGGAGGGCUAUGGAUACUGGUUCCAGACUCCAGAGGCAUGGACGAUUGAUGGGCACUUCCGGUCCCUUAUUUAUAUGAGACCUCUUGCAAUUUGGGGCAUGCAAUGGGCACUAUCGCUUCCUAAAGCAAUUCUGGAGGCCCCAAAGAUUAACAUAAUGGAAAGGAGCCUUCUAUCUCCUAGUGCAAGAUUCUCCCUCAUUAGCGAAACAGGAGUUAAGAAGAUUGCAAAAAAAGCCAAGAAGCGUUUGAUGGAGUUGGAGUUAUCGCUGAAAAUCCUUUAUUCGUCCAAAAAUAUCCUUGGUUCCAACUGCCUCCGUGUCACAUGUUUUGUAGCUGCCUUUUUGUUCAGCCUUAAUGGGAGCCGGCAAAGUGGGACUUUUAGUGGUCUCAUUCUUGCUUUUAUCCUUUGGCUUUUCACUUUUGGCACUUUGUCAAAAGGAGGAUUCAUAAGAGCAUCAGGCUGCGACGUAAGAGUAAAACGCUGA
Dovyalis caffra is the source of this 2781-nucleotide messenger RNA. Lineage: Eukaryota; Viridiplantae; Streptophyta; Magnoliopsida; Malpighiales; Salicaceae. The record is from the annotation of a GenBank genome assembly.